Molecule: messenger RNA, 1986 nt
Organism: Elephantulus edwardii (Cape elephant shrew)
Lineage: Eukaryota; Metazoa; Chordata; Mammalia; Macroscelidea; Macroscelididae
Gene: CD180
Product: CD180 molecule
Exons: 3
Coding region: 1-1986 (661 amino acids)
Biological process (GO): positive regulation of lipopolysaccharide-mediated signaling pathway; B cell proliferation involved in immune response; cellular response to lipopolysaccharide
Cellular component (GO): extracellular matrix
Molecular function (GO): protein binding
Source: RefSeq, a predicted model, not a curated record
AUGGCUCCCACCAUCAGCUGCAUGCUCUUGGCAGUGCUGAUUUCUGCUGGCUGUAAAGUUAUCACCUCCUCGGAUCAGAUGUGCACUGAGAAAGAAGUCAACAAAACAUAUAACUGUGAAUAUUUAGGUCUUAGCAAAGUUCCUGACUUUCUACCAAACACAACAGAAGUUUUGGAUUUCAGCUUUAAUUUCUUGCCUACAAUUCAAAAUACAACCUUCAGAAGGCUCAUUAAUCUCAUCUUUUUGGAUUUAACCAGGUGCCAGAUCAACUGGUUACAUGAAGAUACUUUUCAAAGCCAGUAUCAAUUAAGCACAAUUGUAUUGACUGGAAAUCCCCUGAUAUUCAUGGCAGAAACAUCACUAAAUGGACCCACUUCUUUGAAGCAUCUCUUCUUAACACAAAUAGGAAUAUCCAGUCUCAAGUUUAUUCCGGUACACAAUCUGGAAAAUUUGCAAAGUUUGUAUGUCGGAAGCAAUCACAUUACCUCUAUAGAGCUCCCAGAAAACUUCCCAACACAGAAUCUGAAAGUCCUUGAUUUUCAAAAUAAUGCUAUACACUACCUCAUGAAGAAAGAUCUGGACUCUCUAAAGCAGGCUACCAAUCUGAGUAUUAACCUUAGUGGCAAUGACAUCAAAGGUAUUGAACCUGGGGCUUUCCAUUCAAAAAUCUUCCAAAAAUUGAACUUUGGAGGAACUUUUGAUGUGUCUGUUAUAUUUCAAGGUCUGCAGAAUGCUACUAUUCAAUCUCUCUGGCUUGGUAGAUUUGAGGACAUGGAGGACAAAGACAUUGAUUCGGGCAUGCUUCAGGGACUUUGUGAAAUGACUGUUGAGAGCAUCAACUUACAGAAGCACUAUUUCUCUCCCAUCUCGUCUACCACUUUUCAGUGUUUCACACGACUCCAGGAACUGGAUCUCACAGCAACUCACUUAGAAGAACUGCCCUCCAGCAUUAAGGGCAUGAGCUCACUCAAGAAAUUAGUUCUCACUGCAAAUCAUUUUGGCCAGUUGUGUCAAAUCAAUGCUGCCAAUUUUCCGUCUCUGACAAGUCUCUACAUCAAAAGCAACACAAAGAAACUUGAUCUUGGUGUUGCCUGCUUAGAAAGUCUAGAAAAUCUUCAGACGCUUGACUUAAGCCAUAGUAACAUAGAGGCUUCUGACUGCUGCACUCUGCAACUCAAAAAUCUCCAUCACUUGCAGUCCCUAAACCUGAGCUAUAAUGAGCCCCUCGGGCUCCAGAACCAGGCAUUUCAAGAAACCCCUCAGCUUGUACUGCUGGAUUUGGCGUUCACCAACUUGCACGUUAAUGUCCCACAGAGUCCCUUCCAAAACCUCCCUCUCCUGCAGUUUCUCAAUCUCUCUCACUGUCUCCUUGAUACCAGCAAUCAGCGUCUUCUGGCAGGCCUGCUUGACCUCCGGCACCUGAACUUACAGGGAAAUCGCUUUCAAGAUGGUAGAAUCUCAAAGACCAAUCUGCUUCAGACAGUAGGCAGCCUGGAGAUUCUAAUUCUGGCCUCCUGUGACCUCCUUUCCAUAGACCAGCAAGCACUCCAUGGCCUUGAAAAAAUUCACUAUGUAGACUUAAGCCACAACAGGCUGACAGGCAACAGCAUUGACGCUCUUAGUCAUCUUAAGAACAUCUACCUCAAUCUGGCUGACAACAACAUUGACAUCAUUCCUUUCCAUGUCCUCCCCACUUUGUCCCAGCAGACCACCAUCAAUUUAAGCCACAACCCUCUGGACUGCACUUGUUCUAACAUUCAUUUCUUCAUGUGGUUCCUAGAAAACCUGCAAAAGUUUGAAGGCUUGGAGGAGACUGUGUGUACAAACCCCCCACUUCUUAGGGGAGUGAAACUGUCGGAUGUGAAGCUGGUCUGUGGGAUUACAGCUGCAGCUAUUUUUGUUCUCAUAGUAUUUUUAUUCUUGUUAAUUGUUCUGCUCAUUUUCUUCAUUAAAUGCCUUCUUAGGCGGAAAUACCAAAACAUUUAG